This is a messenger RNA of Staurois parvus, 330 nucleotides long. Lineage: Eukaryota; Metazoa; Chordata; Amphibia; Anura; Ranidae. The record is from the annotation of a GenBank genome assembly.
UGGGCACAGGUGGGUGGCACUGGUGGGCACAGGUGGGUGGCACUGGUGGGCACAGGUAGGUGGCACUUCUGGGCACAGGUAGGUGGCACUGCAGAGUGGCACAGGUGGGUGCACUGCUGGGCACAGGUGGGGGCACUGCUGGGCACAGGUGGGGGCACUGAUGGGCACGGGUGGGCGGAGCUAGUGGGCGCACUGCUGGGCGGAACCUGCGGGUCUCACUGCUGGGCACCGAUCAUCAGGGCACCGCUCUGACAACUGCCGGUUCUCGGCAGUACUUUCCUCACGAUCUGACAGCGUGAGGAAAGUGCAGCCGAGAACCGGCACUUGCAU